AUGCUUGCUUAUACUAUUAGAAGAGGGAUUUACAAGCCAAAAAUCCAAUUCCGGAGGAAUAAAAAGCCUACUUUUCGCACAGCAGAUGUAGAAAAGGCACCAAUCCCUACAGAGCCAUAUCAGAGGCCACGCUACUUAUCUUUUAAAGGACUAUUAGAGAAAGACGAAAUAGAGAUGGUAAACCAAGGUGGAUUUGAGCCAACCGUCAACUGGAAGAAGGUAAAAGCAAUAAAAUAUUCUAAAGAAGAUUAA
Messenger RNA from Blepharisma stoltei, 252 nucleotides. Lineage: Eukaryota; Ciliophora; Heterotrichea; Heterotrichida; Blepharismidae. The record is from the annotation of a GenBank genome assembly.